Molecule: messenger RNA, 1482 nt
Organism: Candidula unifasciata
Lineage: Eukaryota; Metazoa; Mollusca; Gastropoda; Stylommatophora; Geomitridae
Source: the annotation of a GenBank genome assembly
AUGACGCCAAUGGCUUUCAAAACGUUGAGGGUAUUUUCCAUUGUCUUAAUGCUGCAUCUGUGCUACCAAAGUACAAGUGGAAGAACUAUCGACGAAAUGAUCGCCAGUUCCUCAAAUAAGAUGACCAGUUUUGAUAUGAUCGAGGACGAGCAUGUGACAGUUUUGCGGCUUGAGCUGGAUAUGUUGAUGACAGUUGAUCAGUACCUGGCUCUUUAUGGCAAGCCGAAUCUCUUGAACUCAGCCAAUUCCAAAACGCCUACACGAAAUAAAAGGAAAGCUAUCAAGAAUCUGAACACCCGCUGGACCAAUAAAAGAAUCCCAUACCGAAUUGCGCCUUCCACAUUCUCAAACACAGACAAUGCAGAAAUCAUGCAAGCUAUUGGCGAAUGGGAGAAAUAUACCUGCAUCAACUUUCAGCCAGCGACAAUUUCUGAUUCCAAUUUCGUUAAUUUCGAGGACGGAUCAGGUUGCUCUUCUUAUAUUGGAAUGAUAAGAGGCAAACAAUCCGUGUCUCUAGCAGGUGGUUGCAGGUUCAAGGGAAUUAUCGCUCAUGAAAUAGGGCAUGCUGUUGGUUUCUUUCAUGAACAGAAUCGCCCAGACAGAGAUGAUUACGUCAUUAUCAAGAAGGAAAACAUUCUGCAUCCAGAUGUUUAUGACAAUUUUAAGAAGUAUGAUUGGUCAGCUGUGUCUAGCUACGAUGUCCCGUAUGAUUACAAGAGCAUUAUGCACUACGGAGGAACAGCGUUUAGCGGGAACGGUAAAAACACUAUUGUAACCAUAGAUCCAGCAUACCAAAAUGUAAUUGGUAACCGCGAAGGAUUGAGUUUCAACGAUAUCAAACUUGCUAACCUUAUGUACAACUGUAACGAGACAUGCAGCUCGUCAAUCAGGUGUCCGAAAGAAGGAUUCCUUGGAAAAGACUGCCAGUGUUGGUGUGCUGGUGACCCAGUGAGAAUAUGUGACUCAAGCAGUGUGAAGCCAACAGCGAGACCCACAAUUAGACCCACGGCCAGACCCACAGCCAGACCCACAUUGAGACCUACAGUUCGCCCGACCACAGAAAUAAUCAAUUGUAAGGAUAGGAAUCCCAAUUGCCCAUCGUGGCAGAAAUCAGGUUUCUGUCUGAGCAGCAAUUAUGUGAAAACCUUCUGCCAGGCAUCUUGUAGAAUGUGUGAAGGAGACCGUCAAACACCAUCUCAGUGCAAGGACUUUAGAAAUUACUGUCCUGCCUGGGGUAAACGGGGAUAUUGCUCUGGCACCAUGGCCACAUUCAUGCGUAGUUAUUGCCCUGCCACAUGCGGGGCGUGCAACAAACGAACAUUAGUUCCUGAAAUGGCAAUUGGCACUAAGGUUGGUUCGACUGUAGAUACUGGGGUAGAUGGCAACUCUGGAAGUGUAAACAAUGGUGGCUUUGCCUCUUCAUCCUUAAGUUUUUUCGCAACAUUACUUUGUAUGCUGAUAUCUUUUGUUGAUAUGUUAUAA